This is a messenger RNA of Adineta steineri, 2715 nucleotides long. NCBI's taxonomy places the organism in Eukaryota, Metazoa, Rotifera, Eurotatoria, Adinetida, Adinetidae. The record is from the annotation of a GenBank genome assembly.
AUGACUGAUAUAGUCCUAGAAUCUCAAUCUUCGUCCUUAUAUGGAAUGGCACCACCAAUAAGUGAUGAAGCUAUGGAUGCGAAACGAAAAGCAUUAGAGAUUCUUGUUGCUCAACCUGAACGAGAUCGACCUCCAGUACCCAAUCAUCUUCUAAAUUCUAAACUUUUUGUUAAAUUAAAAGGUAAUAAGCUAAUUGAAGUAACACCACAUGAAAUACAUUUCGAUGGAUUUGAAUUAAAUCAAAUUCAUACACGUGAAUUACAUAUAUUAAAUCGUUCAUCUGAAGUUUUACGUAUUGAUAUUAUUCCACCACAAACAUCAUUUUUUCAAAUUGAUUAUAAAAAACCACAACGUCUUGUCACAGGUUUUUCUAUACAUGUUAAAAUCUACUUUAAACCAACACAAUGGCAAUAUUAUCAUGAUGCUAUACGUAUACAUACACCUGAACGUGAUCAUCAUUUAAUUGUACCAAUACAUGCAUAUCCAAUAAUAUUACUUGAUGGAAUUUUACCAAAUUCAUAUCAAUUUGCCAAUACACCUGUUGGACAAGUUGCAACAAAAACAUUUUCAUUUCAAUCAGGAGCACCCAUUGAAUUUCAAUAUCGUAUUGAAAUGCUUAGUCAAGAUCCAGCGCUGACUAUUGAACCAGUAGAAGGUACAAUUGAGAAAGCAAAUGUUACAAAUAUAACUGUAACAUAUGCACCAACAGCAUUUUGUACAUCACGUUUAGCAGUUGCUAUAAUUGUAUCACAAUUUCAUGUACAACCAUUUCUUUGUACCUUUGUUGGCAAAUGUAUUCCAGGUCUUGCUAGAGAUUUAGCUAAAAAAACUCUUGGCAUGAGUGGUCAACUUUCAACAGAUAAUAUUAAUUUAUUAACAAAAAAAUUACCAACAGCUACAUCUUCAAUACCAUCAACCACAAAACAAAAAUUAACUAAACAACCAAUGACAGAAUCUAUUAUGGACAAAGAUAUUGAACGUGAUGGUCUUCGUAUACCAAAAAAAAUUGAUUCAACAUGGGCUGUAUCAAAAGUACUUUUACAAAAAAAAGGCAAAGUUGCAUUAAGAGAUUUAAGAAGAUUCAAUGAAUUAUCAUUAGAAAAUCAACGGGGACUUAAUCGACAAAGAAAAGAAACAAUUUUUUUACAAGAUGUUAAUCGUAUUGAAGAUGAAGAACAACGUAAUAAAAUUCGUUGGCAAACAAAACUUGGUUUUGAUCCAUUAUCUCUAACAGAACGUGAGGGUAUUCUUACUAGUCGACAGAUAUCUUGGGACGAAUAUUCAAUUCGUAUCGGUCAUCCAAUUCCUGAAGAUGAAUAUAUUCGAGAUACAGUUAGUUAUUCUGAACAACGGACUAUUCGACCACUUGAGAUGAAAAUUCGUACGGAUGCUGAAUUUGAUCUUCAUACAAAUAAUCUUUGGCUUAAUCGAUUACAAGUUCUUGAUCGUUUUGCACAAGCAGCUCGAAAAAUUAUUGUCAAACGACGUCUUACAAAUCGUCUUAAAGCCUUACAAGCAUUUAUUAAAACUUUUAAAGAUGCUAAAACUAAUGAUGAUCUUGAUUUAUAUGUUUAUGAAUAUCUUAAAAUUCUUCGUGGUGAAACAUUAGAAACAGAUGGUCAUUUAUUAAUUAUUCGGAAUAGUACAAUUGGUACAUUUCAUUUACCAAGAAGUGAUGAAAAUGAACAAGAUAAUUCAAAUACUAUUGAAGGUAUUGGACCUGUUAAUGCACCACAAAUGGCUUUUAAACUUCGUUAUGUUUUACCUGCAAUGUCAUUAACUGUACCUAAUCAAUAUAAACUACUUAAUUAUCAAUCAACAAAUCCAUUACUCAUACGAUAUGAUUAUACAACAUAUAAACUACCUAGAUCAUUACGUAUUGGUGCUGAAGAUGAAUUAAUUAAACUUGAUGAAACAUCAACUGAGAAAUCACUAGAAACUUGUUUACAUCCAUUAGAAAAACCUGUAACAAUUAAUCCAAGUAUUCCAUCAGCUCUUCUUACAGCACCUGUUUAUCAUCCACUUACCGUUUUUAAUCCAACACCAGGAGUUAUGGUCUAUGAAACUCCAUUACCUUAUUCAGCAAUUGAUCCAGAUAAUGCUAUUUGUCCUGUACCAUUAAUUGAACGACCUGGAUAUUUAUCUACAAAUCGAUAUCUUGAUCGAGAAGAUGUUAUUCAAGGAACAAUGACAUGGAAAAAUAUGAGUAGCACAGGCCUUUCUGCACUUUCUCAAGUACCUACUAUGUCAAAUGUUUGGCUUCCGAGAUGGAAUGAUCCAUUUUCUCAAGAAAUUUUACCAACAAAUGUUCCAUCACUUUUACAUGAAAUGCCAUCAUCUGAUCGUAAUCAACUUCUUGAUGAUGAAAUGAAUGAAGAAACCAAACUUGUUCUUACACCAGAAAUGAUUCGUGCUGAAUUUAUUGAUUCACAUGUUGAUACAACAACAUCAACAAAUGAAAAACAAGAUUUAUUUCCUUCUGGUGAUAAAUUGCCGGAAUCAAAUGUAGUACUUUCAGUUCAUGGUCGACCUCCUCGAUUUCAACGUGAACAAGAACUUGAUUAUUUUCAACGUAAAAAAUUCGGUGAAUUGAUUGAUAGAGUAAAUAAAUGCAUGGAAAAAAAUCAUAGUAUACCACAAACUGAUCUAUCAUUAUCAUCUGAUAAUCAUCAUCAACAACAACAAGAGCCAGUAUUAAUCGAACCAUCUCAAUAA